This is a messenger RNA of Candoia aspera, 2926 nucleotides long. RefSeq names its product fem-1 homolog A (gene FEM1A). The transcript has a single exon. NCBI's taxonomy places the organism in Eukaryota, Metazoa, Chordata, Lepidosauria, Squamata, Candoiidae. Gene Ontology annotation, molecular function: protein binding. The coding region runs from base 34 to 1965 and encodes 643 amino acids. The record is from RefSeq and is a predicted model, not a curated record.
GCCGGGGCGGGCCGGCCCGCUAAGCGCCCCGCCAUGGACCUGCGCCUGGCCGUGUUCAACGCGGCGCGCGAGGGGAAGCUGAAGCUGCUGCAGAAGCUGCUGGGCGGCCGCAGCCGGGAGGAGCGGCAGCGGCUGGCGGCGGGGCCCGGCGGCGCGGAGGGCCCGCCGCUGCUGAUCGCCGCCCGCCACGGGCACCGCGAGGUGGUGGAGUACCUGCUGGACCACUGCGGCGCGCGCGUGGGCGCGGGCGGGCCGGUGCGCUUCGACGGCGAGACCAUCGAGGGCGCGCCGCCGCUGUGGGCCGCCGCGGCCGCCGGGCACCUGCCGGUGGUGCGCAGCCUGCUGGAGCGCGGCGCCUGCGUGAACCAGACCACGCUGACCAACUCCACGCCGCUGCGCGCCGCCUGCUUCGACGGGCACCUGGCGGUGGUGCGCUACCUCGUGGGCGAGCGCGGCGCCGACCUGGAGGUGGCCAACCGGCACGGGCACACCUGCCUGAUGAUCUCCUGCUACAAGGGCCACGCCGAGAUCGCGCGCUACCUGCUGGAGCGCGGCGCCGACGUCAACCGCCGCAGCCUCAAGGGCAACACGGCCCUGCACGACUGCGCCGAGUCCGGCAGCCUGGAGAUCCUGCGCCUGCUGCUGGGCUGCCGGGCCCGCAUGGAGCGCGACGGCUACGGCAUGACCCCGCUCCUGGCCGCCAGCGUCACCGGCCACGCCAACAUCGUGGAGUUCCUCAUCCGGGGGGCGCUGGAGGGGGAGCGGCCCUGCAGCCCGGACACCGAGGAGGGGGAGGGGGAGGAAGAGCCUGGCAGGCCUCGGGUCCACUGCACCCAGGAGGCCGCGGUGGAGGCGCUGGAGCUGCUGGGCGCCACCUUGGUGGACAAGAAGCACGACCUGCUGGGCGCCCUCAAGCACUGGCGCCGGGCGAUGGAGCUGCGGCACCAGGGGGGCCAGUCCCUCUCCAAGCCGGAGCCUCGGCAGCCCGUGCUGGCCUACGACUACUCCCGGGAGGUGAGCACGAUGGAGGAACUGGAAUCGCUGGUCACCGAUCCGGACGAGAUGCGGAUGCAGGCCUUGCUGAUCCGGGAGCGUAUUCUCGGCCCGUCUCACCCAGACACUUCGUAUUAUAUCCGCUACCGGGGGGCCGUCUACGCCGACUCGGGCAACUUUGAGCGGUGCGUUAACCUGUGGAAGUACGCCUUGGAAAUGCAGCAGGGCAACCUGGAGCCCUUAAGCCCCAUGACGGCCAGCAGCUUCCUCUCCUUUGCCGAGCUCUUCUCGUACGUGCUUCAGGACCGCUCGAAGGGCACCUUAGGGACCCAGCUGGGUUUCUCUGACCUCAUGGGUGUUCUGAGCAAAGGGGUCCGAGAGGUCGAGAGGGCCCUGCUGCACCGGAAGGACCCGGUGGCGGACGCUUCCCAGUUCACCAAGGCCCUGGCCAUCAUCCUCCACUUGGUCUUUCUGCUGGAAAAAGUGGAAUGCGCGCCCGAGCAGGAGCACCAGAAGCGCCAGACCAUCUACCGCUUGCUGAAAUGCAGUCCCCGGGGCAAGAAUGGCUUCACCCCUUUGCACAUGGCGGUGGACAAGGACACCACCACCGUUGGCCGCUACCCGGUGGGGAAGUUCCCCUCCCUCCACGUGGUGAACCUCCUGCUGGAGUGCGGGGCCGACCCUGACAGCCGGGAUUACGACAACAACACCCCACUGCAUGUGGCUGCCCGGAACAAUUGCCCCCUCAUCAUGAGCGCCCUCAUGGAGGCCGGAGCUCACAUGGACGCUACCAACGCCUUCAAGCAGACGGCCUACGAGCUCCUUGAUGAGAAGCAGCUAACCAAGGCCAUGAUGCAGCCUUUUAAUUACAUCACCCUACAGUGCCUUGCUGCCCGAGCGCUGGAUAAACACAAGAUCCCUUACAAGGGCUUCAUCCCCGAAGAGCUGGAAGCCUUCAUUGAACUUCAUUAGCCCAGAAGGACUGCACUCCCUCCCAAUCUCUUCCUAGGCCUCCAUGGGCAAGGAGAGGACUUGUGGUCUUCCUGGGGUCUGGAUUUUAAAAGCUUUUGUUUGCACUCGGCCAGCUUCUGCAGUCUCUCUAUCUCCCGUGUCCAGCCCAUGACGUGGAGAAGGCAUCUUUGCCCAAUCCACGAGUGGCCUCUCACCAUCCGGGGUGCUUGGGUAGAUCACUGGCCCUACCCCUUCACGGGCCCGUUCCUAACAUGUCUCUGAGAGUCCCCUCAAAUAUUUCUGCCUGGCCUCCCGGACAAGGCCCAGGAGCUGAAUUUGGCCCCCUUCUCAUUUUGUAUAAUCCACUCCCCUUUGGGGAUGCUGCAGAAGCAAAAAAAGUUAGCCGGAUUCAGCUUGCUGGCGCCUUGCCAGGGCGCCCGGAGAAAACCUCUAGGGCUGACCUAUUGCUCACACCUCCUCGGAUCUGUCAUCGGGCUGCCCCGUCUUGUUUAUGUCAAUAGUGAGAAGUGGGAGGGGAGGAAAGAUGGGGGGGCUGGGAGAUCCGAUUGUGACUGGUCCCAGUGGCAGCAUGCAAGAUAGGUGAGCAUUUUGCAUGAUCUGCUUUCAGCUUGCCAGUUUGAUACGCUCUGAAGUUAUGUUUGCACCCUUCCUUCCUAGUCGAAGAUGUAAGAAUGGAUAAGGCAACCCCUCCAAGUCUUAAAGUUGCUCUUUUCUCAGCUGAGCCUCAUAACUGGGGGAGAACAGACGUCUUCAUGCUCAGCAGCAGGUUAUUUAGUUGCUGCUUGGCCCAGUUGACCAAGUUGCGUGCAGUGAGGUUUGAUUUUUUUUUUUUUUUUCAUUUUCUGGGUUUCAUUUCUUGCCUCGAAUGGUCGCUUAACUUCAGCUAAGAUUUUGCUGACUGUUUUCAAAGCUGGUAGUGAUCAUUUGGUUUUUAUUUGGCUGGUGGUGCUUCUUUUCAGUG